Molecule: messenger RNA, 1815 nt
Organism: Lotus japonicus
Lineage: Eukaryota; Viridiplantae; Streptophyta; Magnoliopsida; Fabales; Fabaceae
Product: sugar transporter ERD6-like 6
Exons: 18
Coding region: 195-1661 (488 amino acids)
Biological process (GO): transmembrane transport; carbohydrate transport
Cellular component (GO): membrane
Molecular function (GO): sugar transmembrane transporter activity
Source: RefSeq, a predicted model, not a curated record
UGCUGUAAUAUAGUAUGUUUCAUCUGCUUAUUCAGAACUUCAUGCCAAGCUGGCUAUCCAUGGAAGUCAACUCACUCUUUAUUUCUUUCCUUCCAUAGUUAUAGCAGGUUUCAGUGAUCGAAUGAACAAAGAGAGAGUUUAAGGAAAUCAUAAUCAUAAUCAUAAUCAUAGCAGAAGAAGAAGCAGAAGAAAUAAUGAGUUACAGGGAAGAGAAUGAAGAAGGAAGGGAUCUCAAGAAACCAUUCCUCCACACAGGAAGCUGGUAUCGUAUGAGUGGCAAACAACAAUCCAAUUUGUUUGCAUCUGCCCAUGAAGCCAUUCGUGACUCUUCCAUCUCUGUCUUUGCAUGUGUUCUCAUUGUUGCUCUGGGUCCUAUUCAGUUUGGUUUCACUGCGGGUUAUACAUCACCUACCCAAGCUGCUAUCAUCUCUGAUCUGGGACUCUCAGUUUCUGAGUUCUCUUUGUUUGGUUCUCUGUCCAAUGUGGGUGCCAUGCUUGGAGCAAUAGCUAGUGGACAGAUUGCUGAAUAUAUAGGACGCAAAGGGUCUUUGAUGAUUGCAUCCAUUCCUAAUAUUAUUGGUUGGCUGAUCAUCUCAUUUGCAAAUGAUACUUCUUUCCUCUAUAUGGGGAGGUUGUUGGAAGGUUUCGGUGUGGGAAUAAUAUCUUACACGGUGCCGGUGUACAUAGCUGAGAUAUCACCUCAAAACUUGAGGGGAGGUCUAGUUUCAGUUAACCAGCUCUCUGUUACCAUUGGAAUAAUGCUGGCUUAUCUUCUAGGGAUUUUUGUUCAAUGGAGAUUCCUUGCAAUUUUAGGAAUUAUACCAUGUGCACUAUUGAUACCUGGACUUUUUUUCAUUCCUGAGUCUCCUAGAUGGCUGGCAAAAAUGGGCAUGACAGAAGAAUUUGAGACUUCCUUGCAAGUGCUUCGAGGUUCUGGUACCGAUAUUUCUGUCGAAGUGAAUGAAAUUAAGACUGCUGUUGCAUCAGCAAACAGAACAACUACGGUUCGAUUUGCAGAGCUCAGACAAAGAAGAUAUUGGCUUCCCUUGAUGAUUGGCAUUGGACUGCUUAUUUUGCAACAGAUUUCUGGAAUUAAUGGUGUUCUUUUUUAUUCCAGUACCAUCUUUCAAAAUGCUGGAAUUAGUUCGAGUGACGUAGCUACAUUUGGAGUUGGCGCUGUCCAGGUUCUUGCCACCAGUUUAACUUUAUGGUUGGCAGAUAAAUCUGGUCGCCGGCUUCUACUUAUUGUUUCUUCAGCUGCAAUGACCUUGAGUCUCUUAGUUGUAGCGGUCUCAUUCUAUGUGAAGGAUUACGUAUCAAAGGAUUCUUCUUUAUAUGGGAUCCUGAGCCUCUUGUCUGUGGCUGGAGUAGUGGCCAUGGUUAUUGCAUUCUCUUUGGGAUUGGGGGCUAUGCCAUGGAUUAUAAUGUCUGAGAUUCUUCCAAUUAACAUAAAAGGCCUCGCCGGAAGUGUUGCAACACUUGCCAAUUGGUUCUUUUCCUGGUUGGUUACAUUGACCGCAAAUAUGCUCUUGGACUGGAGCUCUGGAGGAACCUUCACCAUCUACACAGUAGUGUGUGCUUUGACUGUAGGAUUUGUUGUCAUUUGGGUCCCUGAGACAAAGGGAAAAACUCUUGAAGAAAUCCAAUCGUUUUUCAGAUGAAGUUUUUCCUUUAGCAGCUUUUGAUUUAUUUUCUCUGUCAUUUGCUGAUUUGAGAAUUUUUUAUAGCAAUGUAUCUGGGAUUAUGUGUGAUGCAAGGGUUCAUAUUUGGACCUCUGAUAGUUGUUCCUUAUCAAUUCAAUUCAUUUUUCUGCUC